Messenger RNA from Limulus polyphemus (Atlantic horseshoe crab), 3682 nucleotides. Its product is annotated as putative ATP-dependent RNA helicase me31b. Bases 13 to 957 code for a protein of 314 amino acids. NCBI's taxonomy places the organism in Eukaryota, Metazoa, Arthropoda, Merostomata, Xiphosura, Limulidae. Gene Ontology annotation, cellular component: P-body; cytoplasmic stress granule. Gene Ontology annotation, molecular function: mRNA binding; ATP binding. Gene Ontology annotation, biological process: cytoplasmic stress granule assembly; P-body assembly. The record is from RefSeq and is a predicted model, not a curated record. The transcript is spliced from 8 exons.
UCAGCUCUUGUAAUGGUCCCCACUAGAGAAUUGGCUCUCCAAACCAGUCAGAUUUGCAUUGAAGUGUCAAAAUACAUUGGAGCACGAGUGAUGGUUACAACUGGUGGGACAAGUUUGAAAGAUGACAUCAUGAGAAUUUAUGAAAAUGUUCACAUAAUUAUUGCCACACCAGGAAGAAUACUAGAUUUGAUGGAGAAAAAUGUGACUCAGAUGGAUAGAUGCAACAUGCUAAUAUUGGAUGAGGCUGACAAGUUACUAUCCCAAGACUUUAAGGGUAUGUUGGAUAAGGUAAUUAGCUAUUUACCAAAGGAACGCCAGAUUCUUCUUUACUCGGCAACAUUCCCUUUGACAGUUGAACAGUUUAUGAGAAAGUACUUAAAGGGGCCAUAUGAAAUUAAUUUAAUGGAUGAGCUGACCUUAAAAGGUGUGACCCAGUAUUACGCUUUUGUUCAGGAGAGACAGAAAGUUCAUUGUCUCAACACGCUGUUCUCAAAGUUGCAAAUCAAUCAGUCCAUCAUUUUCUGCAAUUCAACUCAACGAGUGGAACUCCUUGCUAAAAAGAUAACAGAGCUUGGUUACUCUUGUUACUACAUUCAUGCAAAGAUGUCUCAACAACAUCGUAAUAGAGUCUUCCAUGAUUUUCGUGCUGGUCUUUGCCGAAAUUUGGUCUGUUCGGACUUGUUCACCAGAGGUAUUGAUAUACAAGCAGUCAAUGUGGUUAUCAAUUUUGACUUUCCUAAGAUGGCAGAAACUUAUCUUCAUCGUAUUGGUAGAUCUGGUCGAUUUGGACACCUGGGAAUUGCUAUCAACUUGAUUACUUACGAUGAUAGGUUUGCUUUACAUCGUAUUGAACAAGAACUUGGAACAGAAAUAAAGCCAAUCCCUAAGGUGAUUGACAAAAGUCUGUACGUGUCGGAGUUUCAACUUGAAGAUGAUGUAGAAAAUGUGAGCAAGUAGGCCACAUUCUGAAGCUGUUCAUAAGAAAACUACCCUGUCUGGAUGAGACUUUCAAGAAACUUGUAAAGUUUAAUGUACCAUUAUUCUUGAGAAGUCAUCAUCUUCCAGAAUUGGUCAUACAGAAAUCACUGAGAAUAGCUAUUUGUGUUUUAUAUAAUUCUUAAUUCAAAAAUAUUUAUUUUGAUUUCAGCUUGCAAAGAUUGUGAGCAAUGGCAUAGUUUAGCGAGGAAGGUUUGUAAUCAUUCAUAUCGAGUUUUGCUGUAAAUAGAAAAUAAAUGAGCUCGAUAUUAAUGACUACCACCUUCCUAAUCAGUGAAUAGUUAGUACAUGAAAAGAUGCAUCCAAAAUGAAACUUCAUUAGAAUAAAAGAAAAUGAUUCAAAUACAGUGAAAGAAUACAAAGAAAAAUCAUAUGUGGGGGAGUCUGUACUAAGAUGUUAAUACCCCCUCCCCUUUUAUAGACUGAAUAGAAAAUUUGUAUUGGAUAUCUUUUUUUUUGUUUUGUUUUGUUUUAUCUUAAAGUUGCACAGAAGUCACGUUUUAUCAUCAUUCAUCUGUGGUAAGAUGCUGUUCUCAACAUCAGAUGAGAUUUUGUACAUAAGUUUAACCUGGGGUUUUUCUCAGCUACAGGUUUAAUUCAUAUGAUAAACAGUGUUGUCUUUCAUGUAUGUGGCAAUGACUAUGUGGUGAGUAGAAUGUUUGACCAAGGUUUGGAUAAGUUACUGAUUAGUUAUAGUUAAUUUUGAAGAGGGGAAAAAGAUCCUUUGAAAAGAUCCAAAUAGUCAUUGCCAAUAUGUUUGUAGGUUUUUUACAUGUAUUUUUCUAAUAUUCAAACUGAUUAUUCUCAGUGAGGGUGGUUGUCUUGAAGACAGGUUUCUCUUUUUUUUUUUCUUUCUUUUAUUAUUAUUAAAUACCUACAUGAUGCAGACAUCAAUAACAAUAAAAAAAUGUAGUAGGCCUGAAGUCCUUCUGCAGAAGUAGGAUAAGGAAUAAAGAUUAAUAAAAUUAUAUUUCUUAACCUUCUUAUAAGAUAACCACACUCACUGAAAUGAAAAAAAAAGUGUUAAAAAUGUGAACACAGCACUUUUAAUAAGAUGAAACCCAACAAGUAAAUGUGGUAGUUCUACAAACCAAGACAAAAGAUAGAGCAUGGGGAAACUAGUUUGCUGUAGUGUUGCGAGUCCAGACACUUUAUAAAGCACAUGGAAACUAGUUUGUAGUAGUAAUGUUGUGAGUCCAGACACUAUAAAGCAUGAAGAGACUGAUUUGUGGUAGUGUUGUGGGUACAAACAUUUAUAAACCACAAGAAGACUGAUUUGUGGUAGUGUUGAGUCCAGACAAAUAAAGCUCAAGAAGAUUGAUUUGUGGUCGUGUUGCAAUUCCAGACAUUUGUAAAACACAAAGACUGAUUUGUGGUAGUGUUAAGAGUCCAGAACACAUAAAAGAUUGAUUUGUGUGUAAGCUAAGGCAUACCAGCCAUUCUUCAACUUGAAAUACUCUUAACAUAGUGAAGUGAGAAUAGAAGAUGUAUGGAAGUACAAAGGAAGAAGAUGAUGAUGAUGAUACUUUUUUUGGGAAGAACUAAAGAACAGAAAUAUUUUGUCUAUGCAAGUGUAUUGAAAUUUGAGUGAAUUUUUUUUGUUUAAAAAGAACUUCAGGCCUUCUACUUUAUUUGGCUAGUUUCAAUUGAAUGGUAUCUGUAAAACUAAUUUGGAUAACUAUAAGCAGUAUGCUUACUAUGAAACCUUAUUUUUGAACUUUCAGAGUUUUUACUUUACCUCAUCUGAAGCAAGCCCCCCUUUCUAUAGACGAGAACACUAAAAGUUUGUGUCAUUUAGCUUCAGGGUAACCUUGCUCUACUGGGCUUGAAGUCAAAACUAUUUCUACCCUAUAACAUUUAUUAAUUCUUAUCAAUGGUCUCCGAGUAGUUAGGGCCAUAAUUAGCCUUGGUAUUUUGCCUAAAGGAAUUGGCUAUUCUCCACAUUUUAUUAUCAGAUCUACUAAUUAACAUUGACUUAUAGUAGGCACUAAGUACAAUAAUGUUGUCUUAGAUUUUUUGUUCUUUUCUUUGUAAGUUUACAUUCACAAGAUUUAAUUCUUUAGUCUUUCAUGGUUAUUUUUGAAGCGACAAGCACAAGCUUUUAGUUUGGGUUGAAACCAAGGAAAUGGCCUCCUUUUGGUUGCCCAAUGUUCACGUCUUGAGUGGUUCAGACUUAACUAGGUUACUUGUAGUAAAAUAGUGUUUAUUAAUCUGUUUGCACAAGUCAUCCUAAAAUCGAUUGAAUCUAUCUUGGUGUGGUUAAGUCUGAGGAUCGAUUCUAGGCCAUAACAAUACAGUUUUUUCCUGGAAAAUUGGAAAUAUCUGUUAAGGUGUAUCUUCACCAAGUAUAAAAAAUGUCUUUGGUUAACGAAAGAAAAAAAAACUUACCAGUGUUAACUUUUUAGUUAUUAAAUUACAAUUCAAAGGAGAAUUAUUUUGUACAAAAAUGCUAAGAGUAAUAAAAUCUGGCUCAUAUGAAGUUGAGUUAAUUGACAUGGUUACAAGUAAGAAAAUAACGAGAGGAAUGAAAUAUAAUCAUUGAUGAAAAAAAACCAAAAAAACAUGCAUUAAUUAUAAAAUUUGAUACUGUGUUACAAGAUUGUUAUUAUGUACUGAGUAUUUUUAAAACUUGAUCAAAUUUAACGAGAUUAACACCUACAAUUAUGAUACUGUCUGUAUAAAUAAA